Ficedula albicollis (Collared flycatcher) is the source of this 826-nucleotide messenger RNA. RefSeq names its product thioredoxin like 4A (gene TXNL4A). The transcript is spliced from 3 exons. NCBI's taxonomy places the organism in Eukaryota, Metazoa, Chordata, Aves, Passeriformes, Muscicapidae. Gene Ontology annotation, cellular component: spliceosomal complex; U5 snRNP; U4/U6 x U5 tri-snRNP complex. The coding region runs from base 54 to 482 and encodes 142 amino acids. Gene Ontology annotation, biological process: mRNA splicing, via spliceosome. The record is from RefSeq and is a predicted model, not a curated record.
GCUCCGGGGCCAUCAUCGCUGCCGUCCCGCAGGCUCGCCAGCCGGCCGCCAGGAUGUCGUACAUGCUGCCGCACUUGCACAACGGGUGGCAGGUGGACCAGGCCAUCCUGUCGGAGGAGGACCGGGUGGUGGUCAUCCGCUUCGGGCACGACUGGGACCCCACGUGCAUGAAGAUGGACGAGGUGCUGUACAGCAUCGCCGAGAAGGUUAAAAACUUUGCUGUUAUUUAUCUUGUGGACAUCACUGAAGUACCAGACUUCAACAAGAUGUACGAGUUGUACGAUCCCUGUACCGUCAUGUUUUUCUUCAGGAACAAACACAUCAUGAUUGAUUUAGGUACAGGUAAUAACAACAAGAUCAACUGGGCAAUGGAAGAUAAGCAGGAGAUGAUUGACAUUAUAGAAACUGUUUAUAGAGGAGCCCGCAAAGGUCGAGGUUUGGUGGUAUCGCCGAAAGAUUAUUCCACUAAAUACAGAUAUUGAUGUUCCUUUGGGCUGCCUUUUUUCAUAAUUCUAUGUCCACUUAAAUUUAUUUCUGUGUGUGUGUGUGUACAUAUAUGUAUAUUAAAAGAGAAAAACCCUACAAGUCCUUGAAUUUUGAGCAUAAUUUGAAUUAUUUAAAAGAUUUGGAUUCUGUUUGAGAAGUAGAAGAGACUCAAAGCCUGGAACUGUCUUGACAGCUGUAAUACUACAGCUGAAUUUUGGGCUUUUCUUUUUUAAAGACUUUCUCCUUUGUUGUCAAUUUUGGUAUUACAUAUUCUUGUACACAAAAAGCCUGUAUGCAGAAAAACAUUUCAACUGGUUUUGUUUGCUUUUAUUACACAAUA